AGUCAGACAAAAGUUCCGGUACUGGGCAGGAAAAACUUCUCGGAGGCUUCAAUCCCACAGACCGGAAGGGCUGCUGUAGAAACAAAAUCCAUCAAAAGCAGUGUGGCUUUCUGAGAGGGCUCUGAAAACAGCGACUACUGUGGGCGCCACGGCUAGCAGUCGCGCUUCAACUCUAUGGCUCCGGGUGGCUAGACGUGCCCAAUUUGGGGAUUAUUUUGUGGGCGCUCAUAAAACGACCCGGAAACGGAAGUCGAAGAACGUUCUUGUAGCUUGAGGUAUCGGCGGGAGCGGCCGAGUGGCGCGAGGAGCCGUUAUCAGAGCCGGAGCUGCGGGUUAAGCCUGAUCAAGAUGACAACCUCCCAAAAGCACCGAGACUUCGUGGCAGAGCCCAUGGGGGAAAAGCCAGUGGGGAGCCUGGCCGGGAUUGGUGACACCCUGAGCAAGAGGCUGGAAGAAAAGGGCUUUGACAAGGCUUAUGUGGUCCUUGGCCAGUUUCUGGUGCUAAAGAAAGAUGAAGACCUCUUCCGAGAAUGGCUGAAAGACACCUGCGGUGCCAAUGCCAAGCAGUCCCGGGACUGCUUUGGGUGCCUUCGAGAAUGGUGUGAUGCCUUCUUGUAAUGUUCUCAGGGGACCCCUCAGCCCCCAACCACAGCAUAGUGUCUCCAGAGUCUGCAGCAGGGCAGGGCUCCUCCCUGUCUUCCAUGAAGGAAAAGAUUGCUGUUGUCAUCCUCACCUCCUAUGUACUCCAGGGUCUUCUGGGAGUUUUCUCCCCUCAGCAUUUCAGCCUUUCUCGAAUUCUGCCCUUGCAUGCCUUCCCCUUCCACCUCCCCUGCAAUUUUAUGGCAACAGCUACCAGCUUUCCUGAAUGGAUUCCUGGCCCCCCUCUCCCUCCAUCACCAUCUGUUGGAUGCCCUUUGGCUCCUUUCCUUUUUUUGGCAAAAACAGUCACUGUCCUUAUAAAAGAUUUUUAAAUUAAUAAAGUCAGUGGCCUUCA
Messenger RNA from Arvicanthis niloticus (Nile rat), 994 nucleotides. RefSeq names its product barrier to autointegration nuclear assembly factor 1 (gene Banf1). Gene Ontology annotation, biological process: chromosome organization. Gene Ontology annotation, cellular component: condensed chromosome; nucleus. Gene Ontology annotation, molecular function: DNA binding. The record is from RefSeq and is a predicted model, not a curated record. Lineage: Eukaryota; Metazoa; Chordata; Mammalia; Rodentia; Muridae.